Messenger RNA from Ruditapes philippinarum (Manila clam), 952 nucleotides. Its product is annotated as proteasome subunit alpha type-3-like. The record is from RefSeq and is a predicted model, not a curated record. Gene Ontology annotation, biological process: ubiquitin-dependent protein catabolic process. Lineage: Eukaryota; Metazoa; Mollusca; Bivalvia; Venerida; Veneridae. Gene Ontology annotation, cellular component: proteasome core complex; proteasome core complex, alpha-subunit complex; nucleus. The transcript is spliced from 10 exons. The coding region runs from base 100 to 867 and encodes 255 amino acids.
UGAAAAUGUCGUAUUUUACAAACCGGCUUCAGACAGCGCAUGCGUGGAAAUUUGUUUAGUUGCAUGACUUGUGCAGAAAACCGAUAAAUUUCAAAGAAAAUGAGUUCCAUCGGAACAGGAUAUGAUUUGUCCGCCUCACAAUUUUCACCAGAUGGCAGAGUAUUCCAAGUUGAGUAUGCUUUGAAAGCAGUAGAAAACAGUGGAACUGCCAUUGGAAUAAGAGGAAAGGAUGGGAUUGUCUUUGGAGUUGAGAAGCUUGUUACUUCAAAACUUUAUGAAACAGGGGCCAAUAAAAGAAUUUUUAAUAUUGAUAGACAUAUAGGAAUGGCUGUUGCAGGGUUAUUAGCUGAUGCAAGGCAGAUUGUAGAAACUGCUCGAGAAGAAGCUGCAAGUUACAGAUCAAAUUAUGGCACCCCUAUACCACUUAAACAUCUAACAGACAGAGUAUCAAUGUUUGUACAUGCCUACACAUUAUACAGUUCAGUAAGACCAUUUGGUGUCAGUUGUUUAAUGGGUUCAUAUGAUCCCACUGAUGGUCCAGAGAUGUACGUUAUAGAUCCAUCAGGUGUCUCAUUUGGAUAUUAUGGAUGUGCAAUAGGAAAAGCAAAACAAGCAGCAAAAACAGAAAUAGAAAAAAUAAAGAUGAAAGACAUGUUGUGUGUUGAUCUUGUAAAAGAAGUAGCAAAAAUAAUUUACAUAGUUCAUGAUGAAGUGAAGGACAAAAAUUUUGAACUUGAAUUAAGUUGGGUUGGAGAUAUGACUGGCGGUAAACAUGAGCUUGUUCCUAAGAAUGUUUUUACAGAUGCAGAAAAAUAUGCCAAGGAAUCUCUGGAGGAAUCAGAUGACAGUGAUGAUGAGGACUUGUAGAAAAUACUUUGUGAUACAUUUAAUAUCAUUCUACAUACAAUAUCAUCACUACUGGACUUUGGUGCAUAACAGUGCUAUUGCUGAA